UUUCGAUUUAGCGUGUGACCGGGUGGACCACCACCAAAACAAAAAUUAUUCAAACUAUUCACGCGUAUUUUUCAAUAAAACUCGCCUGUUUUUUAUAUAGAUUAGGCAACAAAAUGUUGAAAUAUUCUUUAGAAAAACUAUUCUUCUCCAACAGUUUCUGUAAAAGUAAUCAGUUUCGAUGCAUUUCUCAUUUUUCUGCCAGUAUUUGGGAUGUCACAAGUGGAAAACAUCGAGAAGGGGACCAACUUAAUGUUAAGGGUUGGGUUAAAUCCGUCCGAAAGCUGAAAGAGCACGCAUUUCUGGAGAUCAACGACGGUUCGUGCAACAAAAACCUGCAAUUGGUGGUGGAUAAAGCCCAGCUGAACGGAGCUGCCUACGGAUCAUCCGUCGACGCAAGUGGCACUCUUGGCGUUACACCUAAAAACCAACUCGAACUUAAAGUUGAACGAUUGCAAGAGUUCGGGAAGUGUCCUCUCUCCGAGGGGUAUCCAUUCUACCCUAAGAAAUCGUACCCACCGGACUACGUUCGGAACCACCUUCAUUUGAGACCGCAGGUUUCUUCCCUGGCUUCCACCCUACGAGUGCGGCACCACGCAACGAAAUGCUUCAAUGAUUAUCUGGAUCGUGAGGGCUUCUUCCAGAUUCACACCCCGAUUAUCACUUCGAAUGAUUGCGAAGGGGCUGGCGAGGCAUUCCUAGUGCGACCGGCCAGCGCAGAUCUGCUCAAGCAAAUGGCCAAGAAGGACGUCCCUCUGGAUCGAGCUUACUUCGAUCGGCAGGCUUAUCUGACCGUGUCCGGCCAGCUGCACCUGGAGGCCAUGAGCCAUGGGCUGGGCAAAGUGUAUACGUUCGGUCCCACAUUCCGGGCGGAGAAUUCCAAAUCACCUAUCCAUUUGAGCGAGUUCUACAUGCUAGAACUGGAGGAGGCUUUCAUGGAAACCCUGGAGGAUUUGACGAAUCGGAUCGAAUCUAUGAUAAAACAUGUCACCAAAUCCCUGCUGGACGUUGCUUCGGAAGAUUUGGCCGCCGUAAGAAAGCUGACCGAUGAUUCCACCCUGGAGGAAAGCUUCUCGUGGCUGGAUAAACCUUAUCCUAGGAUCACCUUCAAGGAAGCCAUCCACGUUCUGGAGCAAAACAAAUCCAAACUAAAGUCAGUAGUUCGGCCCGAAGAAGGCAUCAACAAGGAGCAGGAAUUGUUCCUGGUGAGUCACUUCCAGUGCCCUCUGUUUGUAAUAGACUGGCCCAAAGCGAUCAAAUCGUUCUACAUGCGUGAGAAUCGUACUGAACCGGCCCUUGUAGACGCGAUGGAUUUCCUGGUGCCACACGUGGGCGAACUGGUUGGGGGAAGUGUCCGCGAGAAUGAAUACGAUCGGUUGAAAGCCAAACUGCCGGAUCAGGAAGCGUUGCGAUGGUACCUGGAGCUGCGCAAGUUUGGAUCGGUCCCGACGGCUGGCUUCGGACUGGGGUUGGAGCGGUACCUCUGCUGGGUGCUGAACGUGCACAACAUCAGGGACGUGAUACCGUUUCCACGGUGGGCGCAUAAUUGUAGUAUGUAGGUGAAAGAACGAGUGAAUAGAAUUUUGUUACGUUGAA
Molecule: messenger RNA, 1593 nt
Organism: Aedes aegypti (yellow fever mosquito)
Lineage: Eukaryota; Metazoa; Arthropoda; Insecta; Diptera; Culicidae
Gene: AsnRS-m
Product: probable asparagine--tRNA ligase, mitochondrial
Exons: 2
Coding region: 114-1556 (480 amino acids)
Biological process (GO): asparaginyl-tRNA aminoacylation
Cellular component (GO): mitochondrion
Molecular function (GO): nucleic acid binding; ATP binding; asparagine-tRNA ligase activity
Source: RefSeq, a predicted model, not a curated record